AUGUUGAAGGAUGAUGAUAAUAGCGGUCGUUCGAACCAGGUUGGUCGGAAGUUAAUAACCAGCGCCGUACCAUUAUCACCUAAACGAUUAACCGCUCCACGUCCAUUAGCAACAUCAAAUGAAAUCGAUCCAAUAAAAUGUAUCGAGUUAUGUUCGAAAGGAAUUUAUUUGAAUCGGGUCAAAGGUCAUCGUAUAAGAUCAGCGAAACCGAUUUCUAUUCGUGACCAGAAAUGGCUUUGUUAUCAUUCAAAAUCAUUUUGGAAUUUAUUACCGCAUAAAUUAAAAUCAGGUGAUUUUCCAUUUCAUUUUAUCUGA
Molecule: messenger RNA, 315 nt
Organism: Dracunculus medinensis (Guinea worm)
Lineage: Eukaryota; Metazoa; Nematoda; Chromadorea; Rhabditida; Dracunculidae
Source: the annotation of a GenBank genome assembly